AUGGUAGCCGUCCCAAUCGGACAAAUACUGCUCUCGGCUUAUGGAUGGACGUCGAUGGGCAUGUACCUCUACUUGGUUUCCAGAAUUAUUGUAUGCCGUAUAGGAUCUAACUCUAUUAAGCAACAGUUCAAAGCCUCCUACUAUCUGCUAUUCAUACUGCAAGCAGCUGCUGAUUUCUAUGUGUUCCUGUCUAUUGAAGUGAUACAGAAACCGGCGCGCUUCAAUUACUUCAACAUUUCUGAGGAGAGAUUGCAGGGCUUCGCUGUACUCUCAUACGCAAACAUCAUGAUAUCAAGCUCAGUGAUCAACUGCGGUCACGUGGUCAUUGCUGCGAACCGCUGGACUGCAUUUUACAAAACAAUGAGCCAUGAGAAGGUAUAG
Ostertagia ostertagi is the source of this 381-nucleotide messenger RNA. The record is from the annotation of a GenBank genome assembly. NCBI's taxonomy places the organism in Eukaryota, Metazoa, Nematoda, Chromadorea, Rhabditida, Trichostrongylidae.